AUGGCACCUUUAACGAAAAAGACAAACGGAAAACGUUCCGCUAGGGAAGUUAGUAAAUCAGAAAAGAAAUUAGCCAAAAAACCUAGAAUUUCUAUUGAUUCCUCCGAUGAAGAAUUAGAACUAUCCAAAAGGGAAGCUGAUUCCUCUUCAUCAGAUAAUGAUGAUUUGGAUAAUUUAAGUAGCGGUGACUCUGGAGCAGAAGAUGAGCAAGCUGACGAAUUAGAUAUUUCCGAAGACAGUGAGGAACAUGAAGAUGAGAAUGAAAACAAGGAAGGGAAGGACAAAUCUGAAGGAGGUGAAGGUGGAAACCACACUGAACAGAGAAAAUUACUCAAGGAAAGAAAGAUGCAAAGAAAAUCUGGUACCCAAGUGCAACAAAUUAAAUCCGUCUGGGAGAGGUUACGUGUGAAGACUCCUCCUCUGCCAAAGCAGAUUCGUGAAAAACUGUCCAAUGAAAUUUGGGAACUAUCUAAGGACUGUAUCAGUGAUCUCGUAUUAAAGCAUGAUGCUUCUCGUAUUGUUCAAACCUUAGUUAAAUAUUCGUCUAAAGAACGUCGUGAGCAAAUUGUCGAUGCUUUAAAGGGCAAGUUUUAUGUUUUAGCUACAUCUGCGUACGGUAAGUACCUAUUGGUUAAAUUACUCCAUUAUGGUUCUAGAAGUUCAAGACAAAGUAUCAUAGAUGAAUUACACGGUUCAUUGAGAAAAUUAAUGAGGCAUCGUGAAGGUGCUUACGUUGUCGAAGAUUUAUUUGUACUUUAUGCCACACAUGAACAAAGACAGCAAAUGAUCAAAGAAUUCUGGGGCUCUGAAUAUGCUGUCUUUAGAGAAACACACAAAGAUUUAACCAUUGAAAAAGUUUGUGAAAGCAGCAUUGAAAAGAGAAAUAUUAUUGCCAGAAAUCUGAUCGGCACUAUUACCGCAUCAGUCGAAAAAGGUUCCACUGGCUUUCAAAUUCUACAUGCUGCUAUGAGAGAAUAUGUGAAAAUUGCCAACGAAAAGGAAAUAUCUGACAUGAUUGAAUUACUUCAUGAACAAUUCGCUGAAUUGGUGCAUACUCCAGAAGGUUCCGAUGUUGCUUGUACUUUGGUUGCUAGAGCUAAUGCCAAGGAAAGAAAGUUAAUUUUGAAGGCUUUGAAAAACCACGCUGAAAAAUUGAUCAAAAAUGAGCACGGUAAUACUGUCUUCAUUACAAUCCUAAACUGUGUCGACGAUACAGUUUUAGUAUUCAAGACAUUCAGUCCUACUGUCAAGGAACACUUGCAAGAAUUCAUAAUUGAUAAGUUUGGUAGAAGGCCUUGGUUGUACAUACUGUUAGGUUUGGACGGUAAGUAUUUCUCACCUAUUGUCAAAAAUGAAUUACUGAGAUACAUUAAACUGUCCGAAGCCACCUCUAAGAAGGAUCCUUUACAAAGAAGGCACGAACUUUUGUCCAAAUUUGCCCCUAUGUUUUUAAGUACUAUAUCAAAACAUUAUUCCAGUAUAUUGACGGAGAACUUGGGCUGUCAGUUCAUUGCCGAAGUUUUAAUAAACGAUGAGUUGUACGCUCAACUGAAUGAAAAAGAUCAAGAAAAGUACCAACAAGUCUUAGACAACAUUUUAACCACUUUUAAAGGUGACAUAACCGAAGAAGAACACCCAAUACAUAGAGCAUUUUCUACUAGACUAUUAAAGGCACUGAUUCAAGGAGGUAAAUGGAAUAACAAGGAAAAAAAGGUUAUGCCAUUAAAAAAUGUUCAAGGCUUAGGUGUUCCGUUUGCUCACAAAUUAUACGACGAAAUUAUUGAUUCUUCCAAUUUAUUGGAAUGGAUUAAUAACGCCGAUAGUUCAUUCACAAUCGUUGCACUAUAUGAAACGUUGAAAGAUCAAAAGGAAGGUAAGCCAUUCUUGGAGGAUUUGAAGGAAGUUCAAAGUAAAAUCACCGUUGAUGAAAAUAACAAGGGUUCUCACCUUUUGACAAAAUUGUUAAAAUAG
Saccharomyces paradoxus is the source of this 1971-nucleotide messenger RNA. RefSeq names its product Puf6p (gene PUF6). Gene Ontology annotation, molecular function: mRNA binding. The coding region runs from base 1 to 1971 and encodes 656 amino acids. NCBI's taxonomy places the organism in Eukaryota, Fungi, Ascomycota, Saccharomycetes, Saccharomycetales, Saccharomycetaceae. Gene Ontology annotation, cellular component: nucleolus. The record is from RefSeq and is a predicted model, not a curated record. The transcript has a single exon. Gene Ontology annotation, biological process: regulation of translation.